AUGGGAUGUUGGGCGACAGGGUUGAACUUGUUGCAGCUGAAGUCUCCCUCCAGAGUGCCCGUCUUCUUCACCAUGCUCAUCAUCAUCACCUAUGUCUUCUACUGUCUGACCGGAUACUGUGAUCUCAACCCGCUGCCGCUGCGCGAGCGCAGACCGGCUUUGACCGAGCUGUCCACGCGCGAGCGAAACGCGUCCAGCCGCGCGGACUCUCCAGCUGUGCAGGACAGGAGACACUUUUCGGGAGACACCACUAACCUGUCGGUGUGGGACAGUUUCGGGAACAGAGAGUUUCCUCAGGCUAUCAUAAUCGGGGUGAAGAAAGGGGGGACGCGCGCGCUGCUCGAGUUCCUGCGCGUGCAUCCUGACGUCAGGGCGGUGGGAGCGGAGCCGCACUUUUUCGAUCGAUUCUAUCAUAAAGGACUGGACUGGUACAGGAAUCUGAUGCCACGUACUCUGGAGGGUCAGAUCACCAUGGAGAAGACACCAAGCUACUUCGUAACCAGAGAGGCCCCUCGCCGCAUCUUCACCAUGAACCAUAACACCAAACUGAUCGUGGUGGUGCGAGAUCCAGUCACCCGGGCUGUCUCAGACUAUACCCAGACUCUCUCAAAAAACCCUGGACUUCCAUCCUUCCAGAACCUGGUCUUCAAAAACUCCACCACAGGUCUGAUUGACACUUCAUGGAGUGCUGUGCGCAUUGGCAUCUAUGCCAAGCAUCUAGAAAACUGGCUUCGGUACUUUCCUUUGUCACGGUUGCUCUUUGUGAGUGGGGAGAGACUUGUGACAGACCCGGCGAGCGAGAUGGAGCGAGUGCAGGACUUUCUCGGCUUGAAGAGGCUAGUCACAAACAAGCACUUCUACUUUAACCAGACUAAAGGCUUUCCAUGUUUAAAGAAACCCGAGGGAAGCAGCAGGCCGAGGUGCCUGGGCAAAUCGAAAGGCAGAGCUCAUCCUCACAUACCACCUGAGGUACUGUACAGACUCAGAGACUUUUACAGACCCUUCAAUCUCAAGUUCUAUCAGAUGACUGGCCAGGAUUUUGGCUGGGAAUGA
This is a messenger RNA of Trichomycterus rosablanca, 1053 nucleotides long. Its product is annotated as heparan sulfate glucosamine 3-O-sulfotransferase 3B1. The record is from RefSeq and is a predicted model, not a curated record. The transcript is spliced from 2 exons. Gene Ontology annotation, molecular function: [heparan sulfate]-glucosamine 3-sulfotransferase activity. Bases 1 to 1053 code for a protein of 350 amino acids. Lineage: Eukaryota; Metazoa; Chordata; Actinopteri; Siluriformes; Trichomycteridae.